This is a messenger RNA of Phlebotomus argentipes, 1009 nucleotides long. RefSeq names its product ninjurin-2-like. The transcript is spliced from 3 exons. Lineage: Eukaryota; Metazoa; Arthropoda; Insecta; Diptera; Psychodidae. The record is from RefSeq and is a predicted model, not a curated record. Bases 319 to 807 code for a protein of 162 amino acids. Gene Ontology annotation, cellular component: membrane. Gene Ontology annotation, biological process: cell adhesion; tissue regeneration.
GUUGACUGGAGAGACAAAUUUAUCAGCUAGGUGGAAACCUCUUUAUUGUCAUCAGUUUAGAAGAAAAACACAAAAAGACACUUUCCACUGUGAGCGGCAGUAUCAAUUAUUAUCGACUAUACUCUCAUCAGCUGUCGAUUGGCUAUCUCGGCAGUGCUAUUGUGUGUGGCAAUAUUGGCAUGAUCUAGUGAAUGAGUGACAAUAACUGAAAUGCCACGGUUCUUCAUGAUAAAAUGAUUGUGAACACUUCAAGUGAAGACAGAGCGACUGGGAAGUUUGGUGGAUCAGUGUGGAAAAUUGAUUUUGUGAGGAGCUUUUAUGGUGCGACAGAUGGCGAAGACGCGAGGAUACGACAAUCCCGUGGCGUUGGCCUCAACUGCCACUGAUGAGAGGUCAACUGGCCGCGACCGGACGAAAUCGGAUGCGGAAAAUAGCCCUGAUACAGCAGAUCGUAUUCCGGGAAUCCGGAGAAUCUUCAAUGCCAACAGAUACGCCACGAAGAAGACAUUGGCUCAGGGCAUCCUUGAUCUGGCUCUGCUGGCCUCAAAUGCAGCCCAGCUGAAGCACUUGCUGAGGAUUGGAGACGCCCACGAGUUCUAUACUCUGCUGCUGGCGCUGAUUGUGUCAUCAAUCUGCCUCCAGGUGAUUCAGGCGGUCGUUUGCGUCGUCCUCGGACUCAUCCUGGACAUCAACAAUGUGGCACAGCAGAGAGUGUCGGACAUCUGCAACAACGUCUGCGUGGUCAUCAUCAUUGUCACUGUGGCCAUAAACGUGAUAAUUAGUUCCUUCGACCUGAAGGAAGGGUGACGACUCAAGCAAGAGUCUCUCAGGCCAUCGCCGAAGGCGAAGGAUGAAAUUCUCUGAGGGUGAAAAUUGCCAUAUUUCUCGACUUGCAUUCGGGGAUUUUAGGUCCCUGGGCAUAUUACGCAUUUAAUUACAAUCAUUAACUUUUAAAUGUUCAAUUAUAAUUUUAUAUGUCUAUAAAUAUCCUUAUCAGUGCUCUGCGAAA